Molecule: messenger RNA, 504 nt
Organism: Aphanomyces invadans
Lineage: Eukaryota; Oomycota; Saprolegniomycetes; Saprolegniales; Verrucalvaceae
Exons: 3
Coding region: 1-504 (167 amino acids)
Molecular function (GO): nucleic acid binding
Source: RefSeq, a predicted model, not a curated record
AUGGUUACAAACAAAAAGAAAAGCAAAGCCUUCUCGCUCGUUCAGCAGCCGCCAAUCGCCCCGGACACCAACAUCUUGGACCUUGACUACUUUGCCGCAAUCCAGCCCUUGCAACAAAAGAUGUCAGUCAGGUCGAUUGUUGAGCUCGUUGCAAACGUCGUCCUAGCAUUUGACGACCUUGUGGAGACAAUGCGGCUCUUUGGUGACAAUGCCUACAAGUUGCCUCACAUGGGAAAAGAAAAACUGGCCCACAAAGGACAACUACCUCAAAACAUGCAGUAUCCGCUGGAUGUGUACCUUGCUUGCAAGAAGAAGCUGGCCGCGCAGGAUGCUGUAGCCAUGGAACGAGCGGUGUCGGCGGAGGUCGAAGAGGCGAGGUGCCACGACGAGCUGGACCGACAGCAUGAGUACAUUGCCCAAAGCGACAGUGAUGCGACGGACGAUAUCAUCUCUGCAAUGGCCGAAGUAGGCAUAGAACCAAUACGCAUAAACAUGGACAGUUGA